This is a messenger RNA of Drosophila elegans, 2949 nucleotides long. RefSeq names its product katanin p80 WD40 repeat-containing subunit B1 (gene kat80). Lineage: Eukaryota; Metazoa; Arthropoda; Insecta; Diptera; Drosophilidae. Gene Ontology annotation, cellular component: katanin complex. The transcript has 10 exons. The coding region runs from base 312 to 2768 and encodes 818 amino acids. The record is from RefSeq and is a predicted model, not a curated record. Gene Ontology annotation, molecular function: microtubule binding. Gene Ontology annotation, biological process: microtubule depolymerization; microtubule severing.
UGCAGCCCUUAUCGUCACUGUAAUUACAAUGAGGAUUUGUUUUUGUCCACCAGAUAUUACGAGUUUACAAAUAGAUUAUAUGUGUUUGUAAAAUGCGACUGCGGUAAUAUGGGCUUAUAAUCGUGUUAUACCGUAUGUGAUUUUGUUUCAGUGCGUUUCGUGUUCGUUUUGGUUUUGCGUAAAAAGACCAGGCAGCUGGUCACAAACCAGCUCACACCUGCUACAAAAAGAUAAUAAUUAUUUGAAAGGUCGGAAUUUAAAGGGAUUUUAGCAGCUGUCAUCAUAUUUAUAUACCGCCAAUUUGAUUGAUUAUGGCGCUGCCAAGAAAACUGAUAUCAAAGAUCUACGAUAUAAAGGCACACGAUAGCAGAGUCACGAGCCUUGAUCUGGGCGAAACAGGCCGGGUGCUGGUCACCGGAGGAGAGGAUCGCAAUGUUAACCUUUGGGCAAUUGGCCAGGACGAGUGCUUUAUGUCUCUGACGGGCCACAAUCGCUCUAUCGAUUGCGUCCGUUUUGCGUAUAAGGAUAACUUUGUAUACUCCGCCGACGACAUCGGAAUCAUCCGCAGAUGGGACCUUAAUUCCCAGAAAAUUUAUUCCACCUUAAAUGGCCACAUGAAGAGUGUUCGCACUCUGGACUUUAAUCCAUCCGGAGAAUAUGUGGUGUCCGGGAGCAACGAUACAACCGUGAGGCUUUGGGACGUGCAGAACGAAAACAACUGCAUCAAGGUGUGUCGCGGUCACAUGUCCCACGUGAAUUCCGUCAAGUUUUCCCCGGACGGACUUUGGAUUGCCUCUGCUGGCUUGGAGGGCUCCAUCCUCAUUUGGGACAUCCGGAAGAGCAAACAGAUAAUGGAGUUCAUAGCGGUACCGCCGGUUACGGCUAUCACAUGCGUUCAGUUUCAUCCGUUCGAGUUCCUGCUGGCCGCCGGACGCAUUGACGGCACCGUGUCCAUUUACGAUCUGGAGCACCAGCAGCUUGUCUCGCAGACCACUCACUUCUUUGGCCAAGCCAUCAGAUGUAUAACCUUUAGCGAAAACGGCGAGUGCCUUUUCAUCGGCAGCGCUUCCGGCAUUUCAGUCAUUGGCUGGGAGCCGGACCGUGAGCUAGACCACAUAAAAAGCACCUGGUCCUCGUUGGCCGACAUGAAAGUGGUCAAGAAUAAGCUGAUAUGUGGUUGCCAUGAGAUCGACACCGUUUCGAUCAACACCAUUAGUCUGGACCGCGUAAUACCGUUCUACCAGCCUCCGGACGCCCUACCAAACUUCAAGCACAACUCAACGAACCGAAAGAGUUUCUCCCGCGGCAACCAGAAGUUCCGACUGUCGCUGGGCGGCUCGAAGCCGGCCCAGGUUCAAGAGGAGCAUGAUGACAACAAGAGUGAUCUGUCGUCGCCCAACUUUAGCCUGGAGGUGGUGGACGAGGCGGUGCUGGAGUCGGCGGAAACGUCUCCGAUGUCCUCGCUGCCACCCGUCCACUUGGCCUCGACGGCGGGUUCGUCGGCCGACCUAGCGUCGCACCAUAUCGUGUACGGCGGGGGCACCAUUGAGCCGGGCUUGCGGCAGGGUAAGUUUUCCAGGGUGCCCGACAACAUGGCCAGCUAUGCCAGUAGCUACGCCAUCGACAGCCGCCUGAUGUCGAUGAACGACGCCAGUUUGCUGCACAAGCCGGAUAUCUACAGCAUAUACUCGCUGGGCAAGGACGAGGAGGUGGCGGACGUGCAGCAGCUGGAGUUCGGCCUGAACGACAGUAACCCGCCGAUACUCAACAACUACGACAACUACGAGAUGGCUGAGGACUUUCCGGUCAAUCAGAACCUGAACUACAUUGCCAGUAACUAUAAGCCAGUACCCGCCACCUCCACUAUCAACGCCUCGUCCAAGUCGAUCAAGAAGACGACCACCACUACCCUGCACAAGCGGAACACGGGCGCCAUGGGCAGCUCCAAACAGACGUCCACGGGCAUCUUUGGUGGCAGCAAGCUCAGCCAGGUCUCCUCGGUUAGCUCCAUGGAGCUGCACAAGCUUGACGACAACAUGGUCAUUAAAAAGUCAUCCUCCUCGAAUGUCGUCAAUAAGAACAAGCGUCCGAUGGGCUCGGCGCAAAGCCAGUUCAGUAAGGAGAACAGUCAACAGAAGAACAUAAACGUGGAAAUCAUUACGAAGCCUCCGAUGCGAUCUCGCACCACCCUGGACAUGCGUCCGUCGCUCCAGGCUAAAACUCAGGAAAAGCAUAUUCACCAGCCACUGAACAAUCGCAUCAUGAUGGACGACCACGACUUUGAUGUACUGUCAAGAUCGCAUGAGGCUGUGCUGCAGGAACUGAGCAAUCGCCAGUCCAGCCUGGACUUGUUGCGCCACGCCACCCGGUCACACGAUGUGCUUGGCGCCUUGAGGCAAGCGAAGAAUUGCGGAAAAUCCAUUUUCAUAGAUCUGCUCGGAGCCAUACUGGAGAAACCGUCCUCGUGGAACUUGGAUUUCUGCAUGUUUGUGCUGCCGGAGAUUUACGAACUUUUGCAAAGCCAACACAAGUUCCAUUUUACGAUAGCUUGCGAUACUCUUCGUAUUAUUCUGUCAAACUUCUUGCCAACCAUUCAGGAAAACCUCGACUCCUGGGCCGCAAAUGGCCUGGGCGUUGACGUGACCCGCGAGGAUCGUCAGAGGAAGUGCGCAGAGUGCCAGCGGUGGCUGCUUCAAAUCAAGAACCUGCCAGAAAGCAUCCACUUCGGGUCCACGCUGUCACAGCUUCAGAACAUAAUUAUUUUCUAAGGGCUACGCAUAUCCGUCUGUGAAGUCUCCUCGGCGUUCAGAUCAGCUCUUGAACGGUACAAAAAUCGUCAACAAAAAAAACCACCAGCUUCCCAAAACCUGAUCCAAGCACAGCGUUGGGGGAAGUGGCCUCAUUUGUCGCUCUAAGCUGCCAAACUAAGGAGUUAAAACAAUCGUUACA